AUGUGCGUGUGUGUCGAGAGGUACGCCACUCUCUUUCUCUCUCUCCAGUUUAAGAGCGUUACUACUUCAGCCAACAUCCCGAAGCGGGCCACUCUUUACUCCACUCCACUCCACCCCUCCUGUUCCCUCUCCUCUCCUCCGCACCAAACGCAUGGAGUCCAGCAGUUUGACAAGAAGGCAGAGAGGAAGACAGCCUCUGAAAAGAAAGAUAAAUGGUGGGAGGGAAGUCGACUGUUGGCUUCCUGGACUGAGCUGCAUGUGCUGACUGAGAACUGGAGUCACAAUAAGAGGCAAUUCCCUUUUUCCUGUCUGUCUGUGUGUCUGUGUGUGUUUUCUGUCUCGCCUAGCGCUGAACAGCAGGAGCAGGGAUUGAGGGAAACUUCUGAUGCAGCUGUGAAGAAGAGGACCAGCCAAAAGGAGAAGAAAGUGGUACAGCAGAGACAGGAGUUGUAGGAGUUGGGCUGAGAAGAUAGAUGGGAGACCAAGUCAGAGUCUUGAUGGACAACUGAAGGAAAGGGAGGAAAGAAAAGAGGAGAACCAAAGGACAGAAUCACUUCGGCCACCUCACUGCUGCCCAGGUGGGGCAACCUCCUUCUUCCCCUCCCCUUCCCCCUCUCCUCCCCCCUGACAUGGGCCGCCUGCUGGCCCUGACCCUCGCCUACCUGGCCUACCUGUCGGCCAACACAGUAAUCGCCUCAGAGCGCCAGCAGCACCGCGUGCAGCACGGCCUUUGCAGCUACACCUUCAUCCUCCCUGAGGUGGAGCACUGCCAUCCUUUGCAGGACUUUCAGGUUACUCAUACCCUCCAGAGGGACUCCCCUCCAGAGACUGACCAAAAUACAAGCCAAUCGAAGCCGGGAAAGGCCCAGAAGGAGAGGCCUUCCUGGCAGGAGAGGAAGUUGGAAAGCCUGGAGAAUGCCAUGGAGAACAACACUCAGUGGCUGCAGAAGGUAAGGGCUCGAAAUAGAAACCAAACAACUCUUUUCCUCAAUUUUUCCUUUUUGUCACACAGUUUUUAUUUUGUCCCUUUUCACCUCCUAUUCAGGCCUCUUAAAAAAGCUGAAAAAAGUUGGCUUUAAAAUACAAAGGAUGUCCAUGAAGUAGUAACAUCUGUUUAUUAGCAGUCAUUAUUGAUAAGUUCAGUGCUUAGCUGGGAUUUCCUGGAUACUUGUUGUAUGCAUAACUGGCUCCAUGACUACGCCUGGUGUAUGACCGUAUGUGUCUGUAUUUAAGACCGUUGGGAUGCCAAAAACUCCCUAUUGCAUGCAAGAGGAGGAAGGCAAGAUGAAAUAAGUUUGCUUAUAUCAAGCAGUGCCAAACAUGUCUCACACUGUUAAACCUGCUAAAUUAAUACUCUCACCCCCACAGGCUACAACACACAGAAACUUCACUCUUGACUCAUGUUUAAGCCCAUUUAAAACACUCUCCGGAUCAACAUUAGCUUGCAUACAAAUAAAUCAUGUUUUGCUUGGCGGGAAAAAAAUUGUUUAUCUGCCGUAGACACAUUUCAGCAUCUCUGAGCCGAUGGCCUGUGCGGUUCCAUUUAGCCAGGAUUAUGACUCAAAUGACUUGAUGUGAUUAAAAAGUGGCCUCACAAUGAUGUUUUCCUUACUAAGGUCAUCAGGCUACAGGAUCUGUGUUGUGCCAUUGUCUGGGACAGACUGACUGACAUGCCAGCCCUCUCCACCCGUCUCCCUAUUCUUGUCUGCUUCACUCAGAAUAUUUAUGGUAUACACUAAUCCUCAGGCUGAUUAUGAGGGCUUCUGAGGAGUGUUUAGCUUGGCCGACGGAAAGCAAACAUGUUGAUUAUAUUUCAGGAUUUGAAAAUAGACCAUUAUAAAUGCCAAAUCUCUUCCUGCGCUCCUGUCACUUCCUUCUUUCGCUUUCACUCACCACAAAAUUGUCUGCGCUUCCUCUCCUCUCUCUCUCCCUCCUUCUUGCCUGCCUUUUCUUUUGACACCCUGUUCCUCUCUAUCCAUCUCCUCUCCCUCUAUACGGACUGUUCUGCUCCCCCGGGAUGAUGAAUGUGUCUCAUCUCACACCUUGACUUGUCAACCAUCAGAUCUCGAGCUCUUUGUCUAUCUUGCUCACGCUCUCUUGGAAACACACACACGCUUUCAAACCCCCUGUGCGCACUCUUUCUGAUGCUCAGUCUAUGAACUGGAGACCCCCGCUUCCAUGGGAAGCAUCCCAUGAGGCCGCACUGUAUAUGUAUGUGUGCUUGACAGACAGAGCGUGGAAGAAACAGUGAAAGAGCGCACACACUUUCCACCACGUGUGCAGUAUAUAAUUCAUGCAUAUGGUUUUGCACAGUGCAUGCUAAGUUGUGGAAUAUAAGAAGCAUGACAUGUUGCUUGUAUGUUGAGUGUAUUCUGUUAGUCCUUUACACUCCCUCUGCUUUAGAGUUUGGAUAUAAGUGGCCAUGAAGGAGAUAAAUCCCCCCAUUUUCAGAAAAAAAACCCUCCACUGACACAUUUCUUGCUUCGUUGCCAAACUUCCUCCACAAAACGUCUGGAAUGAACACAACCUUUCAACAAGCUACCCCCUCAGGCUACAGUGGUGCAUAAAUGAUCGCACUGUAGGUGGGACUUCCACAUAAACAUAGCAAGACCCAGGAGAACAUUUUAAGAAGUCCAGGAAGGUAUGCUGACCCCUGACCCCAGAUGGCAAAGCCCUUUCAGCACCUUGCAAAAAUCAUUUAGUCGAUUUGCAUACGUUUGGGGAGAAACUGGUGCUGCGCGUUUGCGAGUGCUUGAGGCAAGUGUAUGUCGGCGUGUCUGUAAAACUUUAGACUAUCUCACUUCCAGCUCCCCUGGGAUGACUUGAAUCUUACCAUGAGCCUUCCACCCAAACCCCCCUGAAAGAAAACACACACCCCCACACAAAAAACAUAGGAACACACACUAAUCCAACAUGUUCCACCGAGGAAUCUUCAAGUAGGCGAGAGCAACAGGACUGUAUUAAUGUUCCAGAUUCUUUCUUUAGUGUUUCCAAGAAGGAACUCGUGUUUGUUUUCUUUUGUUCUAGCCCCCAAUGUAACCCCCCAUUUAGUUCCUCUUGCCUUCUGCUGCCUGGAGGGGUUGGCAGAAGGGAUGUGAGCGUGCUUUUGUUAGGACUUUUAAGAGCCUCUGCGGAUUAUGCUAAUACAGAAAUAUUGCAUUGAGAUCAAGGUGGCUAGGCAACCAUUGGUGACUGGAUUCUUGGCUGUGUUAUAUUUCAUUAAGGCAAUACUAAAGAAUGUCGCACACAUUUUUCAUAACAUCCAACUGGUAUCCAUUUUUUCUUUAGUAUCUAGAUAAUACAACCUUUUUUUUAAAUUUCAUGCUUAACAGUUAAAAAAAAGAAAAGCCUCCCCGAUGUUACUUGCUGUCAGGGAAAACUGCGCUUUAGCACAGAACUGUAGCCAUAUAAUCAUGUGAAUGCGCUGGUGUCAAAGAGAUAAAGCUUUUUCCCAAGUGACAACAUGCAGUGUGAAGACAUAAAGCAAAUGCAGUCGUGUCAAAACCUCUUGAAUUUCUUUGUUCACUUGAGGCUGGCUGCAAAAGCCAAGGAAUCCCCACUGGAAAAGACUGUAUUCCCACAGCAGCCAAUUUCAAGUGAUGUUACGCUCAGGGUGGGAAACUUAUUUUUAUGUAUUAUCAAGGUUUAUAACAGUAACAAUACAUACUCUCUACUUUUAUCAUGUAGGUAUAUGUGAAUAACCACAUAAUUAAAGCCUAACUGUGAGCUGUAGGAUUGUCAGUAUGUUGGCCAUUUGAAAAAUUAGCCUCAUGAAAGUGAAAUAAUUUGUAAAAAUGAUUGUCAUUGUUAUGAAAAUACACUCUGAAGGGGUCAGAUUAUCACUAUCAAUCGUAAACACUUAAUUCAGUCAUCAAAAUUAUAUAUGAUAUAAUAAAAGUAGAUUGAAGCAUUCAAAUUGACGAUGCUUUGACCAAUGACUUUGUGCUCUUUAAUUUGGGAUUUUUUUGAUUUAUGUUUAAAACUAUUAUAUCUUGUGUCUGUAACUGUGUUCAUUGUGCUCUCUUGGGUACUCUUGUAAAUGAAAUUACUGAUAUCAAUGAGGUUUCUCUGGUUAAAUUAUUGAUAAUUAAUGAUAGUAUAGUCAUUCAAACUUCAUAAAUGUUAGUAUCAUGAUGGCAAUGGAAGAAAAGUCAGUGUCUCACCAAAGUCAUCAUGACAAGUCUAUAAACACUGAUGUCUAAACUUAUACAGUGCUGAUCAGGUAUUUAACUCAGAUAAUGAGCACGGUCUAGACCUGCUCUUUUUUUUUGGAAAGCGUCUUGGGAUAAUGACCGUUGUGAUUUGGCGCUAUAUAUAAAUAGAACGUGAUUGAUUAAGAUAAGUGAAAGAUCUGACUUGCGAGCAGCCCUGGAUGAAAUGUCAUGUUUCAGGAACAGGAUCAGGUAUUAUCUAAGGAUCAUAAAUGAACCUAGUAACAACCUAUUUCAUCAAAAAGAAAGCUGCAAAUCUUUCACUGCAACCCCUUAAAAUAGGAAACUGAUUGAAACCAUUUCAACAAAAACACCUCUUUCUGGAAACAGUGUCCUGGUUUCUCUGGACAUUCAGAGGAACAUGCUGUCAGCAAUUUUCUUUGGGACUAUUUCUUCAUUACAAAAUAGUUCUGAUGCAAAUUGUUCACAAUGGGAUGUGUAAAUUACUCAGAGGAAGCUGCAGAUUGUCUCAAAUACUGUUGGGACCUUAUAGAUAAGAUUUUAUUCUUGAGCAUGACUCGGUUUUGAGGCAGAGAUUUAGAUAAUAGCAAAGCUUUAUGCACUGUGAGACAGUUUUGGGAGUAAAUGGGGAUAUGUGUCUGUUUAAUUUUGAUAACACAACCUGUAAUUAUUCAGGAAUGUAUUUUCUCCAGUGAGAAGUGGAUUAACCUUAUGCUCUAACACAUGGAUCAGGUCAAUUCUUCAUGGGAACAUAAUAAUUCCUUCCUAACAAUUAUCCUUAUUUGCCUCAGUCCAUUAUUAUCACUUGCCAGACCCCCCUCCCUCUCCUCUGUAAUUGUAACCAAGAACAAAUGUGUCCAUUGGCUCAAUAAUUAAGAUAUCAAAUGAUACAAGUGCAGUGAUUUUCUCAUCACUCAUCUCGACUCUUUUACUCUUACACACAAACAAAACAGAGUAACACCACAUCCCAAAUGUGAUUUAAUGAGGCGUUUGACAUUAAUGUAAUUGACAGUCAGAGAUGGAGUGUAUGAAGACCUUAGGAUUGAGUUGUAUCACUGAGGGAACUCUUUGGUCAGGGGGCUGAUAAAGGAGUCAAUACAUGUGGCUGAUGAGGAUGCAGGGAUCUUUGGUGUUUCCUCUGGAGAUGCAGGCUUUAAUCCGCCCGGUAAUCUCUUUUUAACCUCGGUUAUGGAUUGAUUUUUUUCUGCUGUCUCAGAAGUCAUCAAGCUGCAGAAUGUGAGAAAUAAGCAAGAGGGUGGGGGAGAGUUUGAGCGAAAGGGCAAGUUGAUUCAAGAGAUCCAGAGAAAAUGAGAGAGAUUGAGAGCAGGAAAACAAUUAAAUCAGGGAUUUAUCUUCAUUAAGGGACUUUUUUUUCUGCAUUAAAAAAAAAUCAAACACUCUACCUUGUUGCCAUGGAUUAUCAUAAUCUCAUUCCUCUCUGAAAUCGACAUUCAACAUUGAAUGAGACAAACAGUUGUACUCUUAUUUAAAUUCUCUUCGAUUUUUCAGAAUAGCCGCUCAUUAGCUGGAUCAUUUUUUGCGCUUUCACCUCAAGAGACCCUAUUUUCCAUUCUUUGAAUUUAACAAGCAAUGUCCAAUCUCUCCCUAGAAAAGUCAUAAAUAUUAUUGUUCGAUAAUCCACUUUGCUCUAUUGCGAGGCACAGGCCAUUGCCUCUUAAACGUCAAAUAAAAUCCCAUCUCUACAGCAGGGAGAGGCUGAAUUUGUCUUCCACAUGCCGUUUGCUCAAACUGAGCACAUUAAUAAGAAAAUCUAUUUAUUGGAACAAGAUGGAUGCUGUUCUAUUUUUACCCCUGCUGCAACAUAUGAUGGGUUUUUGCCAGUGCUGCUUCUUCCAAGCUUAUGAUUGAUUACCAAGAGUAGGCGACCGUCCCUGAAGUCCUGCACACUGAUUUCAUGAUUCCAGCCUCUUGGUCACUGAUCUUUUUGAAAUUCCUCUGGAACUCUCAAAGAGUGCAUAAUUUUAUUAAUGUAAGGUUCGUUAUUGGCCUGAGGUAGAUCUGCAGAUUGAUGGCUGGAUGAAUGGGUGGCGAGACACUGCAAGGGCCCCAGGGUUCCUCGAUUUCAUGACUCUAUCACUGUACAUCUAAAAAACUGGAGUGAGGAAGACAGAUUUCCUGAGGUGACUACUUUCACUCAUGCACAAAGUAUCACAGGGUAUUUCAUACCUUCAAGCUGCCACUGAGUGUUCAGGGACAUUACCCUCAAAAUAGAAUAAUCACCCAAAUAAAACCUGGGGAUUCUGACAUUCUGGGAGGUAAUAAAAUCUGCAUAAUUCCCCUUACAGCUGGAGAACUUCAUCCAGGAAAAUGUGCGCUCUGGGAUGGAGGAAAUAAAGAGAACUGCGGUACAUACCCAGACAGCCGCCAUGCUAGAAAUGGGAACCAACCUCCUCAGCCAAUCAGCCGAGCAGACUCGCAAACUGACAGACGUUGAAACCCAGGUGAGCCUACCAGGAAGCGUCUGAGCAAACCUCAGAUAACUUAUUAGAAGCCAAUCCAAAUGAACAACUGUCAGCAUCCCACCCGUGCAAAAACAAACGAUGUCACUUUUGAUUCACUUGGCGUGGAGCUAAUUAAAUGUGAAUCAGAUGUAACUCGCUGAGAAGCCGUGCCCAAAGGUGGCGGCGACUGCUUCAAACAGCUGCGAUUUGGUUCUACAGGCUGUGAUUGACACAAAGAGUUGAGCUCUGUGUCUGACAACACGCCAAUUAAAACACAAAAACUCAGUAGCACAACACAGAUGUGUCUUCAAUCAUGCCACAGAGCUGUUAUUACAGAUUGUGCUGUUUGGGUCCUCGUGUUUUCUUUUGGUUUUGUCAAAGCUAAUACAAAACCACAACCUGUACAAAUAUCAGAGCUGCUUUGUUCAUUUUUUUUACGACAUCUGAAGCUUCAAAAACAUGUCGCAGGUGCUUAUGAGAUAAUUACCGCUCUUGUUUUCGCUGUACGAUCAAAGAAUUGACACUAUGAGUCAUGUGAUGUGCUGUCUUACAUCCUUGUCAAUGAAAUCAUUACAUCAAAACCAAUCACCACCUCUUACUGACCCCUCAGUCUGUACAUGCUCUAAUACAGUUACUCUGCCUUUUUUUUUUUCAAAAUAGGUGUUAAAUCAAACAAGCCGCCUGGAGAUCCAGCUGCUUGAGUACUCGCUCUUCACUAACCGGCUAGAGAAACAUAUUCUCCUCCAGACUCAGGAAAUCUCACGGCUCAGUGAUAAAAACAGGUGAGCACACACACUCUCAAAAACAGCAUGAAGGCAGAUUUAUUUAAAAGAGUUUGAGAUUCACCACAGUGGCAGGGGUGUGUCUAAGAUUUUUUGACUUUGGUGACCCAAAAGGGGGUACGGACCUAGGCGUGUUUAUAGGUACUACAGCUGGGUCUAGAUAGGCUGCUUAUGCUGCAAGAAGAUUUAUUUUAAUUGAUUUUUGUGCUGCUGUAAACUGGCAAUAGCAGGCCCUCUGAAAUUAAGGUUAAGAGUGCUUGAAAGAGUCAAUUAAAUGACCUGUACAGAAGGUGAGACCAUUUAAAUGUCUAAGAAAAGAGAAUCCAAAGAAACAUGCUGAUAACCCACUGAAAUACAACCCAUUUAGGUAUUUCUGCUUGUAAUUCCACCUCCUGAAGUGGUAAUUGUAGUAUAGUUAGGGCCUGUGCCAUGUUGGCUAUUUUUCUAGAAAUGCUAAGAUGGAGAAACACUUAUGUGUUGAGCUGAAUAAUAGCGUUAAGACAAAGUGACUUUCUGAAAGCAAAGUUGUAAAUUAAAUAAAAUAAUCAUGUACAUUUACACCAGCGUUAAUUAGCCUCCUCUCUUAAAGGCAUCAAAUUAAGUUAGGGUCAAACACACCGUAACACCGAGCUAAACACCCCGUCUAGAGAUGAACAUUGCUGACUGCUUCUGUAGUUAUACAAACUUUAGUAACAACUGCAGAUAGCAAUACACAGUGAACCCAGGAGCCAACCACUCAACCAAAAAGCCACUCUACAGCCACAAAUAAUGCUCAGAACAGCACCUAACAGCACCAGAACAGCAUCAUUACUUCAUGGAAAUGCAAUCAGACCGAGACACUGAUGCAGAAGAACUACUGUGUCUGCAGUGCAAAAUGAUUAAUAUGAUGAUUAUUACUUCAAGGAAAUGAUAAAGUAAUGAUCAUAAACAUUCUUCCUUGAGCUGUGUCACCCUGCUGCGGUAAUGGACUCGCCUGAGAUCUCCAUACAAACAAGGAGGAGAGUAGGUGAGUUCUGUUUAGCCUCUUUGCUAAAGAAAUUAGGCAAAGGAAAAAAGAUGUUUGGUGGCUAGUACUAUGGCUGGGACCCUAUAUGUACUGUUGAUGAAGUUAGGUGCUGUUCUGUGGCUAUCGAGUGGCUUUUUGGUUGAAUGUGUGGUUCCUGGGACCGCUGUGUAUUGCUAUCCUGAGCUCGUAACUACAGUUGGUAGAGAAGCAAGCGGUCAGCAACAUUAAUCUCUUGACGGGGUGUCUAACUCGGUGUUACAGCGUGUUUGACCCUGACUUAAUUUUACGCUGGAAUAUCCCUUUAACACCAACGCAUAUCCCUCCCUGUGGGAUUUAGCUUUGGCAAAAGUAAACAAAGCAUGUUAAGGCACUGUGCUGUUAUCAGCUAGAGUGACACCCACCCCAAAAUAGCAGUGUCAGUCAUAAAAAAUGAUACUUGAAAUACUGAAAUUUCAUCCUGAUGGUUUUGUUUGCUUUCACGGGUCAUUAAGAGAUAUCAGUUUCAAAUUAAUGCAGUUUCACAAACUAGCUAAAAACUUUUCACAGAAGCUUUUAAAUCAGCAGAAUCACAUGGUAGAGUUGACAACAUCCACAACAGUUGAUAACCUAGCUCUUGUUCUUGGCCCAGUUUUUCAACAAAAGGGACCAGGCUGAUCAGGAUCCCAUGUGGGUUAAUUAAACAAAACUGAACUCUUCCUUCAACUGUACAUCAGCACUUCUUUAAAAAUCCAUCAAGUUAGUUUAAAUGAAAAUAAUGUAGCUUUUUUCUCUUUUAUUUUGACCUUCUAAAGGUAAUUUUUUUACUAUCGACAUAAUGUUCCAGUUUUUUUGACACAUAUUUUUUUGGGGGGGAGUUUAUUACCUUCUUUUCUUGCUUUAUCCUGCCACGAUCUAAAUAAACUGAUGAAAAUACCACAGAAAGUAUAAUGCGACUCUUCCUGUGCACAAGAGACCACUUCUUCAGGAAAAUGCUUCUUAACUUUGGGUGGAAAGUAUGAUCUACUGCAUGAGUACUUGUCCCUUUUAUCCAGCAGGUCUGUAAAACAUAACACUUACUCACAACAUAAUGCAUAUUGUGUUAGCAUGAGUGUGCCUGUGACUAGGCAGCGUGUUUAGGGAGGAGUUUCCCAUUCUUCUCUCUGGGAACAUGAGGUCAUUUUAAGGCCAGUGAGGGUCAAGAUCAGGGUGCUGGCUGGUGUGAAAGAGAAUGGGUGUUAUCUCUCUUAAUUGUUUAGUACUCCAUUCAUCACUUGGUGAGUGUGACCAGGAGAGCAGGGUGCCCCAGCCCCAACACCUGUUACACAUCUGGCUCUGCUUGGUCAGGCUCUGGCCUUUGACCCUCGUCCUUCAAGUCUGUGACACGGCUCUGACGUGUAAAUAAAUGGGUACAUCUUCAGAAGGGUAAACACCGUGAUGGGAUGCAUGAGAUGAGAAAGGUCACAGUAGAUUUGCAGCCAGGCAGCUGUGAAAUAAAAGGAGGAAAAAAGGGGGCUGCAGUGGUUGGGGUGAGCUUCGGCCGCUGAUGCUUGAGGGCAUGAAUGAGUUUUUUGAACUGCUGCCAACGAAAAAGAGCAGAGAGACGUGUUUGUUUUCACAGGCACCACAUGAAAAAUAGAAUUGGUUGGACAGUGGCUUUGAACAGACUUGCAGGAAUAUAUUUUACAAUAAUGAUAAAUAGCACGAGAUCAUAAGCAUAACAGUAUAAUUGCCCAGAAUGUAGUGUGAUCCAAACUGCCCUGUUUGCUCUGUCAAAACCCUUUACUGUUCAAACAUUUCUGUGCUAGUUAACAGCCUCUCUCCACACUUUGUUCCUCUCCGUAAAAUACACAUAAUGGAGAACAAUUUGUCAGCAUGCUUUGCCACUUUUGUUUUGAGUGUUCUCCCACAAAACAGAUAUGAAAUGUAGGUAAUGUUGCAAUAAAUUGGAGUGAUUCAGCUUUCCCUCCAGGUCUCCUACGGAGCUGCAGCCUGAAGUGGGAGAUUGAGGAUACGUGUUCAAAGCAGCGGCUGCAUGUGCAUGAGGCUGAAAAGUAGCUUGUUCAAUCUGGGCGGCUUGAUUGUUUCAAUAAAUAACUGCUGCAGAGUCGUUAGUCAAAGCCAUAAAGAUCAGGCUGCAGGGAUUUAUGAUCUUCAUUCGGAGGCGGGGGUGUGGCACUGGUGCAGACACACACCAAAUACACACGCAUGCCCCGGCAAACACACAUACACAAGCUAAUGUUGUCAGAUUGUUGCCACGUGCCUGUGAUGGAGAGGCUAAGCAUGCAGGCCCAUCUGUGAAUGCUGCUGCUGUACAGGUGUUUAUAUAAUGUUUGCCAAAUGAGACAGACUCGCUGAUGUCUAUUAUUUAAUGUCAUGCAAAUGAGCGAGUUUGUCCAACCUCUGCUAUGAGUGAUAAAUCCUGAAUGGAUGGAAUAUCCACCUGCACCUGACACUGAUACUGAUGCCUCUUUAUGUUGUUCAAAAACAAGUAAGACCAACAGCAACAAGACAGAUAUUUCUUUGUUGCAACUGUUGAUGCAUGAAAGUACUGUAAGGGAGUACACCUGAAGAAAAAUCUUCACAGUUAGUGAUCAUUUUUUACUGUUUAAAAGUAAUAGGAUGAGGUUUUGGUCUAAAAAAAUACUAUUUUCACAUGAAGGACAAGAGAUAAGAGGUUUAACUUUGUGGACAAGGGGUGCCAGGAGAAAUACAAACCAAAAGUUCCUCUCUGCACCUUAAACUUUGAUAACAGUCUUUAGUUAAAUGUCUUAGUUUUUGCAAAUGUCUGUCAUAUUUCACGUUAAAUCUUUGUACAUAAAAAGCAAAGUCAACCAGUCUAUUUUGUGUGUAACAUACUGACUUUCUGACUCUAAUCUGUGCUGUUAUGUAAAUCUGUUCAAAUCUAACAAAAAAUAACGUUGAUGUUAAUGCUUACAUCUGUUGAAAAUCUAAUGGUUUUACCAAAAAUAUUUUAUCCUUAUCCUAGGGUCACCAUACUCUGAGUCCAUAAAAAGAGAACACUACUCUGUGAGUCCUAAAGUCACGCUCAGUUAAUUUUGAGAGGUUUUUUUGGGUCCGGUCGAGUGUUUUUACUCACUUCUAACUCAGUUAGUCCAUGUGACACAAACUCAAAACUUCCAUACAAAACCCCAGACAUUUUAAGGAUUUUAUACAAUCCCCCAGACAAGGCCUGACAUGGCAUACGGUCACCCUACUUUAUACCCAUAAAGAGCCACAGAUGGCUAUGUGAUCUUGCUUAAGUUGUCCGCACACUAUCCUAAAAGCAAAAGCAAAAGCAGAGUUUGGAUCACUCUCAUUUUUCAGAAAAACAACCUGGUGUCCAAAACACUGGAGGUCAGGAUUUUUUGAUCGGCCUGAUGAUCAGAUUAUUUUGCUCUGCAAGAACCAGCUCACACAUAAGAGCCAGCUUUUGAGGCAGCUACUCAAACCACUCACACAUCACUCGGCUGCCAAGCUCAGCAUGACGUCUGCUGCCACAGUGAAACCAGGACAUGGGAAAAUGCUACAAAUGUUUAUAUUUACUAUCUUCUACAGGCAUAUUAUAUCUCAAAUUAUUAUAAAGUGUAUUGUGAAGAUGUUUUGGGUGAUUCAAUCCAGAACAUGACGCAAUGAUUGUUUUUGUUUUUUGUCUGUUGUAGUUUCCUGGAACAGAGGCUCUUGGCCCUAGAGGCUCGGUAUGGGAGGGAACUGCAGGGCUUGCAGAGUGAAAAGCUGCAGCUUCAAGAGCUUCUAGAGAGGCAGAGUCAGCUGGUCAGUCAGCUGCAGGGCGAGCUGGGCAGCUCCUUGCUCAACAGCACCCUGCUACAGAGGCAGCAGGCUGCGCUCACAGACACUGUCCAGCAGCUGCUGACUAUGGUCAGCCACUGCAACGGUAGGGUAGUUUACAGUUUACCUCACUGCUUUUUUGGACACAGUCACAAAAUAUUAAACACAAAGCUAAAAAAGUUACUGAUUAAGAGCUAUAUCAUAUUUUCAGCAUCAUUGCACAAAAUGAUAGAUUACAAUAUGUGAUUAUUAAAGUCCACAGAGAAAAAAAAUGAUUAAUAGAUUCAAUAAACACCAAAAAUCCAGCAUCACUGCAAAAUAAAGACCCACUGAAUUUCAAUUAAUGAGCUUGGGGAUUGUGGUUCAGCCUGAAAAAGUAUCAUUUUUCAUGACUCACCUCGAGCAGCUUGUAAUUCAAAUCUCAGAAACACCUCAUACAUGCAUGCCUCUCAGAAACUGCAAGCUUUAGCAGGAGCUUAACAUUACAAGAGAACUCACAUAUGGAGCUGGGAUUAGUGUGCAGAACCCAUGAGGUUGCCAUCUGUAAAUAAAUGUCUGCUUGAUUUCGCAGAAAUCUCCAAUACACCAAAAGGGGAGGUGCUUUCUUUCAGAGACUGUGCGGAGAUCCUGCGAUCUGGAGUGACGGAGAGUGGAAUAUACAGUAUACACCUUGCUAACUCCACACAGACUGUCAAGGUAAUGAGGCUUUGAAGGCCAUUGACCUUCUCCAGUAAAUAUCACUAAACUGACUGUGACAUGUUUUUGUUUUUUUGUUGUCUUUUCAACCAUUUUCCUUCUGUGUAAAGAACCUGCACCAAUUUUGGCAGAAGACCUCAAAAAUGUCCCUUUUUGGCUGUCUAGUUUCUGAUUGCAAUUUUUCUUCCAAUGAGUCCUCAGUCACAAAGAUAUAAAAGUUUAACACAAAGAGACACACACAGACCAAAAAGAAAGACCUAUACAUGUCCCCAUCUGACUUGCCAUUGCCCUCUUGGUGAAUGUGGAACAACACCAAAGCCCUUUGUUCGAUAGGUACACACAAGAUAACACAUCUACAUCCUCUUACACCAAGGGGACCAAUGAGAAAACUCACUGACAAAACAAAUUGGCCCCUUUUGGCUCCUGGUAGUGAGUACGCAAUGAUGCCAGAGAUACUUGUUAGAUAGGUAGACAAGUGUGGUUUUACACACACACACACACGCACGCACGCACGCACGCACGCACGCACGCAUGCACGCACGCACACACACACACACACUCUCUCUCUCUCUCACUUUUUGUGAAUAUGUAAGGAUGUUAGCAUCUCUUGUUAGAUAGGUAGACAAGUUACAAACACAAACCAAACACAGACCACACCAAAUACAAGUACUGGAGGUAAGAUCAUUAAGGGACUACAAAGUUGUCCUUUAAUUUGCCUGCUGGCCCCAGAUGUCGAACAUGCAAGAAUGCCAAAGUCCCUUGUUUAAUAGGUAGACAAAAACAGUUUCACACACACACCCUUUUACGAUGACAUUCAAGGGGCUUAUGAUUAUUACACUUUGUACUCUAGUCUGGAAGGACAAAUAUGUGAUUAAAUGGAAAUUUGCAGUUUCUUUUUCUGUCUUUUUCUUAGUGGAGAUGUGUAAGUGCAUCCCUGGGUUACUAAGGGCUCGAAUAAUAAAUAGCUACACAAGCAUUUUAGCACACAGGCUUUAUCGUGAAGAAGUGGGCCUCGCUUAAUGCAAACCCAGAAAAGCUCAGGAGGUAGUUAUUGUGACCUGAAGUUGCUAGCACCUGCUAAGUGAACCAUGGUAUUCACCAGCAGGCUAUCCUUUCUUCGAAUCACAGCGAGGAUUCUUGGCUGGGCACUUGACUUUCAGAGUGUACAUGAAAAGGCCGACAACUGCGAAAUAGUUUUUCAUGUUAUUCAUUACUUUCAGUCAGGUUUGCUUGUUGGCACCAGCUCCUGCUGCCUCUGUUUUUCCCUGCUCUUCCUCCUCAUUUCCUGUGUGCAAGUCAGCCAGGUGCUGGGCGCUGGUGCCAUGUGUUUCCUGCCAACUGGGGCCAAUGUACUUUCGCGCUGAUGCGAGUUAGUAUUCCCCAAAUCAUUGCUGCUUUCAAUCUGUGCCAUCAAAAUUCCAAGGUGGCUGGCAUUCUGGGUGGCUGCAUAAAAGUGGGGCAGAUACAAAUUGCCCUAUUUUCCAGGCAGAGAGUGGGAUUCCUCGAUUGGAAAGGAGACAAAAAGCUUUACAUGUGGAAUACAGAUAUGAAUACAUAGACAUAUCCCUAUGGCCAACUUUUGAUCUCAUAGACUCUAAAUAAAUAUGAUGUUUAUGCAUCAAAUAAUUAAUGGUUUGGAUCAGAUUCUUUUUUGAAUUUUCAUACAUUUUUGCAUACUUCUGAGAGCGAUAUGGGCCAUGAAAUCAAACACAAUAUUCUUUCCUUUUGAGCGCAUGUAAUGAGUUGAUUAUUGUUGCCCUUUUCCAAGUAUUUGCUGGAUUUCUGCAUGAUGUUGUUAUGGAUCUCGCCCCAGCUGACUUUUCUUUCUUACUUAUUCAGAUGAUAGGGAAUAAUGAGUUAAGUGGGAGCUCUAAACAUCGCCCUGGGUCAUACUUAAAGACCUUGUUUUUGUGAUCUGUGUGCCAGAGCUCCGGCAUAAUGUGUUGUACGAUAAUCACAGCUGAUCUUGCAUGCCUUUUGACCUUCUUCUCAAACCGUCUUUUCAUUUCGAGCAGAAGAGAGUCUGUUGGGAAAAGAGAGAUCUAUUGGGAUGCUGUCCACAGAUCAGGAUCUUUACUGCCAGCCUCAGGAGACAGGUCAGGGCAGUUGUUUUGUGGACAGCGUUCAAGCAACUGACUGCAAAAAAAUCCAUUUGGGCUUAUCGGUAAUUAUCCCAAUUGUGGGUUUUGGAGAAUGUUAUCAAGUCUGAAAUGUCACUGACAAUAUCUAUAAUCUGAGGUGACAGCAUUGCACUGAAAUAUAGUGCCUGAGAGAAAUAUAGAAAUACAACCCUUUAGACUUGAGGUACGCAGGCUGAAUAAACCUGUUCCUUCAAGGAUCUCUCUUAGAAAAAGCACCCUGUCUUACAAACAGUAGAGACACAAAUACUGAUGUCAUCACGUUCUCAAGAGAAGCUCGGGUUAAACACCUUAAAUAUCCAUGACAAAUCCCUCAACGGGUCUAAAUUUCAAAUUCUGUCACUAGAUGGAUGAGUGUACUUUGUUGCUGCCUGUUCAUUCAAACAUAUCUACAUUAAACAAAACAUGGAGCCAAGUCAAGAGAAAAAAUACAGAUGCCUCCACCUCAAUCCCCAACCCACAGGGACAAGAGAACAAACUGGUGUGUCAGUUUAUUUCCCCACCCAGGCCCAGACAUAUCACUGCAUGACCGAUGAAAUGUUGGUCACCCUCCGCCCCCCACCUCUCCAUGCUUCCCAGUCAUCCAUCAAAUAAUGGAAAGAUUAGUGUAACCAACAUCAUUUCUGCCAAUUGUAUUUUUCACACAACUGAGUUCGUGUCAUCUUAGUUUAUUGUCUUAGAGCUCAAGAGUGAUCAAUCUUUGGUCUCAACAGGCUGAGGAAUAUGGAAAUUUUCAAACAAUGUUUAUUACCUGGCUGUUUUCAAAAAUGUGAUACUGAUUAGUCGAAUCCUGAUGGCAUUGGUAAUCCAUUCUCAACAGCAAAGCCAUCAACACAUGCCAUAUAAAAUCAAUUUGUGAGGAGUGUGGCAUAAUUUAAAUCUACCUGUCCUGCAAUCCAGGCACCAGCAGCAGAGCGUGUGAGUGCAUUUAUAAGUUUGUGAAAAGGAAACAUGGCAAAGUUAACAAAACUAUGAGUUCAGAUUUUGUUAAAAAUUGAGACAUUAGUCUCAUCUCAAGGUGUGUCAACUUCAAAACUCUGAGAGAGAGAGCUAAAUGAGGACAAAAAAAUCUUCACAAAUACACCUGAGGGAGUCCUGCAUACCAUAUCUGAUGUUACCUGCUACCUGAAUUGAAUUGAAUUGAAUUUCAAUUAAUUUUCCUUUUAACUUGUCCACAAAUUCAAAACAUUCAGUUCAAUGUCAGGCACAAUAAGAGAUUUUAACCUCAUGAUUAUUGUGGCACUGAAAUAUCACAAUUGCAAUAUCAUUCCGAUAUUUAUGAAAAACAACAGUCAAACCGAGGAAAAGCGAGACAUCUAUUUCUUAUGACUGAAACGUCUUUGGAGAUGACAUUGUCUCAUUAGACACUGUGUCAUGAUUUUACUUUGAUAUGUUUCUGUCCCGCGUUACUUUAUAUCCUGAAUUGCCAAACUAUUCUAUUUUUCAUUGUUCAGCUUUCAACAGACCUGAAAUGUGGAGAAGGAGCAAAGGGUGAAAUGCAUCAAAUCAUGUCAGAUUGCAAAAUCAUCCUUCAACUCAGGAUUUUGUCCUCUUUGUUUUAACUUUUUUUUACGUCCUUGGUUUGUCAUCUGAUGGGGAUAAUGUUUUGUGAGCAGGUGGUCAUGCUUCAUUUGGGAUGACCUCCAUACAUUAUCUCAUACACAAUAUUUACACCUAUAUGGUGAUAUUACUGUAUACUGUUGCAGUUUAAAAAUCACUACACAAAAUGAACUUUAAUUCAGAGCAGCAGUAAUCUAAAGUAACACUGGAUAAUCUAGGGGACGAUUCCAGCAUCUUUAAGAUCACUGUUUUGGUUGCACCAUUGCAGCUUUUAAGUUUGCUUACAGCUUCCUCUCUGGUUUACAGCUGUAGAAAGCAAUUGAUCUAAGUGGAAAAAAAUGUUUUAUAACUGCUCUUCACUUCCUGCAACAAUGCUGGUGCAAAGUUAAUUCAACCUAUGACAUACGUAAGAGCCAGAAAAUUCCCUCAGUCUUGAUGACAAAACUGAUUCACACAACACUCCAAAGUAAAACUCUUUAACUGGUCAAUGUUUUGCGAUGUUUAAGGGCCAAUGCUUUAAGGUCAUUAAAAGUCAAUUCUGUUCUUAACAUUUGUUUAUCUGCCAGCAGGAAAUAAAAAGUUAAAUUCUUGUCGAUUAAAAGUGAAAAGUCAGAAACAUCUGAUCAACAACUAAGUAGAGAAGCAAAAGAAACUGACCAAGCAAUCAAUGUCAACUUUGAGUGUACAGAGUUUAAGAGCACAGGGACACUGUUCAUUGUUUUCAGAGGUAUUACUCUGUCAUGAAGUUGUAAAAACUUGGUGUAACAUGCUUGUAUUUCCACAGGUGUUUUGUGAUAUGAAGACAAAAGGUGGAGGGUGGACAGUACUGCAGCAUCGACGCAACGGCUCAGUUGACUUCCAUCGCAGAUGGAGGGACUACAAAGUGGUAAGUUCUGCAGAGAGUGCUGAUAAGAUGCAUGGUGGUCAUGUAGUAUUUUAGUAUACAAAUCAGUGCUGGGGGACUGAACAGGAGGUUCCAAUAACGAUCCAUGGGAGGUUUGGCACGUAGAGGCGUGGGAUACCGGCGAGCCUGUGAUCCCAAGUGACCUGUGGUUGUUGUAUUUGGCCGCCUUUAUGUUCUCUCCCACCCCCCAUGUUAUUGCACCUGCUGUUGCUCUCUCUCCCUGUGAUACUCCCACACACUCAUACACACACACUCUACCCAAACACACACGUCCUGCUCUGUAUUACCUCAUAAAAAAACCCUGUUUGAGGGAUCCCAGUAGCUUUCUUAGGUAGGAAAAUGAGAGAGCAACAGUAUUUUGAAAAACAAACAGGACGUGAUAAAAUAGCGCACAAGAGAGUAUGAAGUUUUUCCACAGACUCGAAUGUGUUUCAACACCUUUGGCUUUUUUUCUGUAUUGGACUUGCAUUAAAACGAGACUUUAUUUUCAACCUUAUUACAAAGUUUUCUAAAUGAAAAAAAAGUGAGUGUGUGCAGUUAAAAAACAGACAGAAGCAUAUGCCAGCAACCUUUUUCGACUGUGUUAAAUUACACACAAAACAAAUGAGUAAGGCUGGUUUGUGAUUGAGCGGAGUAGCAAUUUGUCUCCUGCCCACACCACCAAAUCAAUUGCCACAGCUAAGGUUGGAAACAAAAUGCACAGAAGACCGUGACUGCAAACAGAAAGAGUGAGGGGAAAAAAAGGACCUAAAAACCUCUUUUAAGAACAAUAUUUUCAUAAGUGGAUGAUAAAUAUUCAGUUCCUGUUGGACUGUUGGAAGCACGGAAGUCCUGUAGAUGGCAGAUCGCGCUCGUACAAGCGUUCAAAUCCACACUCAAUGUUUUGUGUUCAUUGUUGAUUUAAUGUUAUACCGUGACUUGGUGCUUGAGUGAUAAAUGCUCCAAGGCUCUCUCUUUAUAUUCACUCUAACUCCAGACCAAUAACAGGGUGGCUGACAGCUAGACAAAGUGACAUAGAAUUCAGAGGUAAACAAGCAGAAAAGACUUUUUUUUUUCUUUCCCCGAAACAAACAAAGGCUAAAGAAAAUCUGCACAUGUAGGGUUUUUAUUGUUCACACUUCUGCCUUGAAAAUGUAAUUACUUAACAUACACCCUCUUUUAUUUGCACAGCCUUGGCUUAUUCUUGGCCUUUGUUGAACAAAUUGCAUGUUUUUUUUAAUGUUUUGUUCCUGUUCUUCCAGCAUUUCAUUGAAUAUGACAUAUUUGUUGAUUUUUCUCCUAAGUUUCUGUCAAAGCUGUAAAGGCAGACAGUACGUAUUUUCCCAUAAAAAGGUGCCAUAUCUUUUGUGAAAUACUGUUUAUAUAACUGUGCCUUCUAUAUGUUUGAAAGUCUUUUGGCAUUGACCCUGGUCUUAUUUUAUUUUAUUUUUUCUUUAUGUACCUUUUUCUACAUAUUCUAUCUGCACAUCUCAUUUUUUGUCUUUAAGUCCCUGAAAGCUGUAAAAGUCCCCAUCAAAGGAUACCAAAAGAUAAUGUUUUCUACUUAAAGACCCACUCUUGUUUUCCUUUUACUUGUUUUUUUCUGAUGCUAGAGCAUUCAUGAUUUCCAAAUCCAAAGUCAAAUUUUAACAGUUCAGUUUGUUUCAGUUUAGUCAAACUCAAACCACGGGACACUUUCUUACUUCAUCUUGCCACAUCUUCAACUGCUUUUCAUUUAUGGGUGGCUCAAGAACUGUGUUAACAAACAAUGUUGAUUGGAAGUGAGAAUAAGCUCAUGCACGUACAUAUUUCCACUACGAAGUCAGAUGUGAUUUCCAUUCAUUGCAAACUUACUGCCUCAAAGAUCGUACCCAUUCAUUACUGGUUUUUGGCACCUUUUUUUCCAUUUGUUAUAUGAUGUUAUGUACUGUACAUGGUGAAUUCCCUCAGCCUCAGCUUCUCAGACUUCUUUAUACCCACUGUUUUUAUUAACUUGAUGCAAAUUAGCCUUAUUAGCUGGGAGGUGUUCCCCAGGUGUAUUUCUUCAGUAUAACACAAUGUUUUUUGUUUUUUUGUCCCUGCCCCACUUUCUUGAAACGUGUUGUUGGCUCUAAAUUAGCAGCUAGUUUUAACAGUGUUUUUCAUUGAACAAUCAAUCAUCUACCGCCUACUAGUAUCUCCAGGGAGUAAACAAUACAGUGACAUCCUCUUAGUAGGUUUAUAUAUAUAUAUAUAGUUCAUUUUUUUGCAAAGUUUAUUCUGCAUUCAUCAUCAUCGAGAGGUGUUUGGCAUUCCUAAUGACUAAAAUUCUGAUAAAAAUGUUUGUUAUUAUGAGGAUCCAGAGUUCUCAAAGUGGAAAAGCCCAUAGGCAGACAUAAAAACCUCGAUCAUUGGAAGACUAUUAGGCAAAAAUUAAAUUCUCAAUUGACCUUCGGGUGCUUUGGGACUGGAUUUCUUUACUUCAAUUUCACUUAGUGAGCUGUCUCUGGCAAUCAAAAUAAUACAUGUGACUUUUCAAAAUUGAGGUCCAUUUUCAUAUUAACUCCAAAAACACUUGGCAGCUCAUUGGUAAAAUCAUCGCCUUUGUUCGACCAUUUUCUUGCUCUCUUGUUCCCCUGUCUUUGUGUCUAAUCCAGGGCUUUGGAGAUCCAUCUGGGGAGCACUGGCUAGGAAAUGAUAUCAUCCACAAAUUGACCAGCUCCCAAGAAUACAGUCUUCAUGUCCAGCUAAAAGACAGAGAGGGAAAUGAGGCUUUCUCACAUUACGACCGCUUCUAUAUAGAUGGGGAAGAAAACAACUACAGGUGAGUAUUAUAUCAGUGUCUAACUGAAAAUGCUGAAGUUCUACUUUGGUGGAAACUCAUGUGAAAUCCUCCAAAGUCAUUGUAUUAUAAUUAUACAAAAUGUUCGUCAUUAGUAGUAGAUGAUAGCACAGGAUAUGACAGAAGGUUAUACUUAAACACUUUAAGUAUGCUCAGGUCUCCAAUUAAGUUUCCUUUUUCACUGUGUCAGAAACCUGACAUGAAUAGUGCAAUAAUGAAGGGGCUUAAUUUCACACAAGUGUUUUAUUAAGAGCUUCCAUUGUGAAAGGCAUAAUUGGAAUUCAGUUACACACUUUCAAUUGUUGCCUUGCCUCUGGGUGUAAGAGUCUUAAUAUCACAACAGAUUAGAAACCAUUAUGCACUGUUCAGCUUGUUCCCUAUUUUCUUUUCCUUUAAGCUUUUUUUUUUUUUUUUUUUUUUUUAUCCCUAAGCACCCAUGUUAAGAACUUACCAGGUCCAGUUUUAAUAAUGCUGUUCAUAAUGAAGAGUUUAGAAGAGGCCACUUUUGUGUGCCUUUUUUUCCCCUCAGCUUUGCAAUCGCUACAACUGGCUCUGACAGACCCCAAAGAAAAGACACAUACACCAAUGUACAAAUGCCAAUCCCAGUUACGUUUGAUGCCUGCAAUGUGGUCCAAAGAAGUUGGGGCAGGGUCAACAAGAGUGGGAAAGUUGAGGGACACUGCAAAAUCUGUGUGGAUCAUUCCACAGGUGAACAGUUUAAUAUUAAGUGUUAUGGUUGGGUAUGAAAGGAGCAUCCCCGAAAGACUCAGUCCUUUACAAGUAAGGAUGGGGCAAAGUUCUGUCACCUUUGACCCCUGAGGCAGCUCUCCAUUAAAAAACACAUUUGUGCAGGUCCAAACUCUAUCCAGCAAAGACAAAGACAGAUAUUCAUACAUCAAGACAUAUUCUGCAGCAGUGACAACAGCGUGGCCUCAUAUUAAAAGAGUGUAGGUACAAGACUGGCCUGUCUGCAGUCCAGACCUGCCUGCCAUUAAAAAUGUGUGGCGCAUUAUUAAACACAAAAUACAACAAUGAAGACCCUGGACUUUUCAGCAGCUGAAGCCAUACAUCCAGCAAGAAUUGGAAAUAAAUCUCAGCUUAUUAGGGAUGUCCUGCGGGCAUUCAAUUAAAAAAUAAGUAGUUUUAAAAAACAAACAAAGUGGAUCAGUUUGGUUACUAAAAAUUUUGUCUUUGGAGUGUAUUCAGCUAAAUAUAGGUAGAAAAUGAUUGUAUUCUGUUUUCAUUCACAUUUUACACAACGCCCCAACUUCAUUGGAAUUUGUAUAACAGAGAGGCUUGGCUACCUGCCUUUGCCAGGAGCUGUCAACUCCAACCAAAAGCUCUUCACUAACCUUGCAAUAACAAACAAGACCAUGUGUGGGUGUGCUGAAGUCACGCUUCCUCUAAAUCAGACGGAAAUGAAAUAGAAAUACAAAUAGUGCGGGUUAGGUUUCGAAUAAACUCUCAGGAAUUUGCCUUCAUUUUGAGGAAAUUUAUGAGGACCGUGCUUGAAGAGAUGAUAAAUCAUCAUCAUAUGUGGAGGUGUGCUCUCCAAGAUCCCUAAUAGUGCAGCAAAUUGCAUUUGCCUGACUUUGUUCCACAUAAUUAGCAUGAUAAAACUGAAUGUUUCACAAUUUUGCUCUCGGCAACAGCGUGUGAGGUGAGGCACCUGAGUGAAAAUAAUCGCCUCUGUAGUUUGCUACCUCUGAGCUCAUGUUCUGCCUAACCACUUCAAUAUGUACCAACUUUACUAGCAUGCUGGAGAAGCUGGCUCCGUUUGGGGGUUUAUAUCAAAACUUCACGCCAAAGCAAUUCCCCUUCUCAGCUGCAGUCAGAGCGCUCCCCUGAGCAACAUGGAGGUCUUCACCCAAUACUCAGAAACAUUAUUCAGACAUUAAUCAUCAGCGUGACAGACCACUUUGUACGGUGAGGAAGCCAAGAAAAGCUGUUUUAAUCAUAAAAACAGUGAUAGGCAUUCAUGUUGAUGUAACAGUACAUUUCUCUUUAAAGGACAAAAUAAUAUAAAAAGACAGACAUGAUUUGGAAGAAUUAGUGAUGUGGAGGAUUGGCGGAGAGGCUAAGUCAUGUCGAUUGCAAAUGUCGCAGAGAAGAGAGUACUGGCACAGUUCAAUACAGAGCUCUUUCUCACAAGAUAUCCUGUGCCCUGUGGUUGCCAUCAUGUCUAAUUUGAUAGUUUUUAAUAUUUUUAACAGCCAUAAUCAAUCACACAAAGAAAAGUUGCCCAGCACAGCCUUCCCUCAUCCAUUACCCCAACCUCUCUCUGCGAUGCCAUCAUGACUCCCAGCACUGUCAUUUCACACACACCCUUCCAUGUGUUACCCUGCCCUGUGAACUUACAAAUUCAAGAGGACAAUUCUUCACUUAGUCAUCACAGACAGCCUGCCCUGGGUUACAGAGUGGGGGUCACAUAUCUCAGGGAGCAGGGGAGAGUCCAGCACUAACUAGACAGAAUGACAGGGUAGGGGAGAGGCCAGACAGCAGGGUUGACCCCCCUGUCCACUCACUUCAAAACAGAAGUGACACACGCGAACUGACUCAGAAAUACACACAAGGGUUGACACAGACUCUACUGAUGGGCCAAUGAUUGAAAAAAAAACUUCUAUUUACACUAAACUAUUACAUUUGUGUCAAGAAUUAUUUAAAACUCUAUUUCAAUAUUUUCUUUUUUUAAUUGUCAUCUGCUAAAGGCAAGAGUUUUUUUUCUAGUAUUGCAAUUCCUAUUUUAAAAAAAAAAUGAUUAAACUAGAAUUUGAUGGUUGCAAAUAAUUUCGUCUCCAGAUUUAAUCAGAAACUGUGUAAAUAUACAAAUGUUGAAACUGAAAAAGUUUUACUUUUGCAACAAAUUGAUGGGACAGAGCCAUGAUUACUAUUAUACUAUUAUACUGACUUUGCUUCAGAGAGACACAACUUUUCAGGGAUUUUAUUUAAAUACCCAGUCAUUUAACUUUAACUUUUUUUAUCUGAUUAAAUUAGAGAUACUCUUCUGGAAGUUUUUUUUUUUUUUUUUAUUAUGUUUUUCCUUACAUCACAUAACUUUUUCAUAGUGUAUUGUACCUGCCAUAACUUAAAAAAAAAAUGUGAUCAGGCAUCAAAUUCCGGCGAAGCAUAAAGAUUUUAUAUAAAAAUUAGUUUUAACAUUUUAGGUUCUGUCUCUGACAUAUUUUCCAUUUAAAAACCUGGAUUUAAAUUAUUAACAAACCAUCAAAAUCUGUUUUAAAUUAAUAUUUUACAAAGCAAUCCAACUUUUUUCAACUGGGUUCGUAUGCUCACCCUUCUGUUCAAACUUUUCAUGUCUUAAGUUACUUUAUUUUGUCUUAUUCAUGAUAAGAUUUCAAGACUGUGUCGGGAGAAAAUCAGGAAAAAAAAUGAAAAAUUUAAAAGGAACUAGAAACUUUAGUCACAGAAAAAUGUAACCAAAAAAAGGUUGAUAUCAUGCAUGUCUUAUCCUCUCUUAUCUAGUCACCUGUUCGAUCAAAAAAUCACAGACUAGUCCAGGUGGUGAGUUUAAUUGUGUAUUAGCCAUGUCCAAAAGUUCGAAUGCAUUAAGCACUCACUGCUAUUUGGAGCUGCCAAAGAGCAAAGUUCCCUGACCCAGCUUUAAAUAAUGAAUACAAGUGCAAGUGCUGGGAGCUAUUUUAGUGUUUCUUUUUUUUUCUUAUCUAGUGUUGAACCCUUUCCAUUCUCUCCCAAAUCCAGCCUUCAUGCCGACGGCUUCAGUGGCACAGCUGGACGCACCAGCAGCCUCACCCACACCGGCACCCAGUUCAGCACCAAGGACAGAGACAACGACCGCUGCACGUGCAAAUGCGCCCAGCUCGCAUCGGGAGGUAUGCAGCUUCUGCUACUCUCUCAAUCUGCCUGUACUCAUAACAUAUCUUGUUAAACAUUUUAUCCACCCACUUGUAAAUGUCCCCAAGUGCAUUUCAUUUCCCCCCCUGUGCCAGUAUAAAGUUACUGCUGACUUGCAGCUGUAUAUUUGGGUGUUCCAUUUCAUGAGCUUGAAUUUAAUUAAUUCUGACUUUUUCCUUGAACUCUAUGGUAUAUUCCCCUACAGGAUGGUGGUUUGAAGCAUGCGGUCCAUCCAACCUGAAUGGCAUAUAUUACCCCAGUUCAUCCACUGUGAUCCGCUACAAUGGUAUUAAGUGGUACUAUUGGAAAGGUCCCAAUCUGAUGGCUACCAUGACAACCAUGAUGGUGCGGCCUGCAAACUUCUGAUUUCCUGGCUCGUCAAGGACGCAAAAUGUAAAAUGAAUGUAAACCCUGAUAAAUGAUGAACAUUAUUGAGAAAAUCAUACAGUCUGUGAGGAAAUUCAUUACCAGACUGUUGCUGAUUACAGCAUUUGAACAUUUUAAAGGGGUAUGGGGGAAUAUUGCCAAUGGACACUUGCAGACUUUAAGCGAAUGGUGCAUUUUUUCAUAAAAGUACACAGACUUUAUUUUUAAAAGGAUUGUGCAGCUAUUAUACAAAUGAGAAAGAGGAUGCAAACCAAAACACAACAUAAGAAAUUAUUAAGUUACAUGUUACAAGUUACUCAAACCAAAAUAACAUUCAAUUAACAGACAGACUAUUUUUAGAGACACUUAACCUAUUUUUAUAUCAAAGAAUGAAAAUAUAUGUUGUAUUGUUGUGUUUUAUCAUGUUGUGUGUCAUUAAUGUUAUAAACUUUGAAGUCAAUUUACUUAAUGCUUUAUUUACCAGCAGGCAUGGGAUGUCAGGGUGUCAAAUUGCAAAUAUGAAUUCAUCUUAUCACUUAACAUUCUGCACAAUGAUCCUUUUUUUUGUCCAGUAUCCACACUAUUUAGCAUUUCUAACCUAUUGCCCCACUGUGCCAUGUAUUCCAUAAAGCUUGCUUCCUUUCUCAUAAAAAAGUCUCUCCUCUGGUACAGGGUAUUAUUCUUUAUAUUUAAAGUAUCUUUGGGAAGCAGUAUUUUAUACUGUGAAGGAUACAGCUACUAUACUCAAAUGAUCUCUACUUAUGCUGCUUUUCAAUCCUUUCCAGCCUUGAGCCACGGUGUAUUUUCAGAGACUUAGCACUGUAAACCAGCAACAAUGAAUCAAACACUUAAAGUCUUCUCAGCUUUGAAAACUGUAAGCUGCUACUUUACCAUCCCAUAAUGACUUGGGUUAAGUCCAUUGAACAAUCGGAGACUUUGUUCCUAACCUCCAGCUAGCUUGAGGUUCUGUGGGGGUCACAGCUGAACUCAAGGAGGUACAUUGUGCUGUGUGAUUGUAAUCUCUCUGUCUCUUAAUCCUGCUCAUCUACCAGCAUAGCCAGCAGAAUAACAAGUAGAAGAGCAUAAGGGCCUAUGUCCACGAACAGCAUAUUUUGUGCUGGCAGUGACUGAUUCAAUUUGCCUGCACUCACAGCAAUUUCAGCUGACAAUGGUCAAACCUUGAGAGAACUGCCACGCAAGUGAGGGCAACUUCACCCUGAAGAAGAGGCCUGACUUCCAAUAUCAACUUUGGUGUCAAUGAUCGCAAAGGUCCAAACAGAGAGGAAACGACAAGGCUACUAUUUCAAGAGUCAGAACUGCUGCUAAUAGUAGAACACAAUUUCCAUCAAGUGGUUUUACGCUUUUUUUGUAAAAUUUCACUGCAUUGAAGUAAAAUUUAGCAGAACUGUUUCAAUAAUUGAAACCAAGGGAAGUGGGAGUGACAUGGGACAACUUUGCAUAACCUAGUAGCAGCAGUAAGAGCGAGGUUUGCUUUAAAAUUAUGGUUGUGGAUAUACUGAAGAAAUGCAAUUAAUGUACCCUAAAUGUAAUGAAUAAUGUGUAUAUUCUGCUUUGCUCUCACGCAUACCAUUGUGAACUUUAAUUUAUUAUUCAAUGGCUUUUGCUUGAUGGUUUAUUAGUUUGUACACCUUUUAUUUUGCAUCUUGACUCAGAAAUCUCCAAAUGCUGUUGGCCUACAAACAUUUACACCAGCCAACACUUGGCUUUAAUUAAAGGGAUGAAGGGUUAGACCCUGUUGCACACGGGUCACAAUAUGGUGGAACAGAUUAACUUGGAUCUUAUGAUGUAUGCAAUACCUGAUGUUACAUCAUAGCUCUCUUGUGCAAUGGCUUGGUUGUGACUUUAUUCCAGCAGCAUUCCCUGACUGUAAAACAUUAGUACUUGUUUAAAGCUAAGGGUCAAUCCACACACCGUUUAUAACACGAUAACCUAUCAGCACUUCAGUGGUUUACUGUAUUUCAUAAAAGAACAACAUAAAUAUCAGCAACAACAAAAACAGGCUUUGCUCUCUGUUGUAUCUUCUCGAGGGCUUCAACGGAAUGAAACAUCCCUGAUUCUUUCCAGGCACACCUCUCAUAAAACUUUAUUUGUGGGAGAAUUUACUCGUAAAAGAACAUCAUGCGCUUUGGCAUGUAUGAUUUACUUUGAAAAAAAUGAAUCGUUUGUGAUAACAUCUGGUAAAAAAAGCUGUAAAUCCGAUUUUUGCUUUUGUAAAUACAAUAAAAUCAUACACAGUCUUAGCUGCCUAUAACCC
This is a messenger RNA of Xyrichtys novacula (pearly razorfish), 26796 nucleotides long. Lineage: Eukaryota; Metazoa; Chordata; Actinopteri; Labriformes; Labridae. The record is from the annotation of a GenBank genome assembly.